Mytilinidion resinicola is the source of this 1314-nucleotide messenger RNA. RefSeq lists its product as uncharacterized. Bases 474 to 851 code for a protein of 125 amino acids. NCBI's taxonomy places the organism in Eukaryota, Fungi, Ascomycota, Dothideomycetes, Mytilinidiales, Mytilinidiaceae. The record is from RefSeq and is a predicted model, not a curated record. The transcript is spliced from 3 exons.
ACGCCAUGCUCGCCGUCCCAGCAACUCCUCGCGAGGCAGUGCACCCCCUCGGCCAACCACGGCUGCUGUCACACCCCCUUCCGCGCGCCACUCUCCGAAUCGCAGCACGAGAAACGCUGCGCUGACGUCGCGGUGCCAAUUGGAACAGAGAGGUAAACCAAGAGCCGUUCCCAGAGAUGGCUGCAGCGAGGGGUGACUAGUGAGAGGGGUGGGCGCGUCAUGUGCGAGUAUCUGAGGCGCCCCGGCGCUGGGCCUUGACGUCGUUGGCCGAUGGGGAGCUGAUGGCGAGGAGGGGCGUGGUAGGCUUUCUUUGUUAUAUUUGGGCCGUGGGCGUGCCUGGAGUGGUCUACCCCUCUUCUUUUCAAUCAGCUUCAAUCCUCAACGAACUCGCUCAUCUACCAAUCUAUCUCCAUAAGCAUAUACUUUAUUUGAUACCCGGCUACGGCAGUGCAUUGAGCGAGAUAGCUGUCAUCAUGGCUACGGAAACUGCUGCCUCUGGCAUCGAUGCCACACCCACCAACAACCCCUCCGUCGAGUCCAAAGACCCCUUCGCCUCCUCCCGCACCACCGACAACGACCCCUUCGCCGGCGACAAGCUCGGCGACCUCGCCGGCUCCGACGACAUGGGCCUCUCCUCCUCCCCGCCCGCCGCGUCGCGAGACCGCCGCAUGAGCAAGGAGUGGGACGCUAGCAAGGUGCCGCCGUCACGGUUCCAGAAGCGCGAGGGGAGCAUCUACAGCACGCCGAAUUCGCGGGACGCGCAUGUCAAGGGGGCGUCGAGGGAUCAGGCGUACCAUGACAAGCUGAAGGAGAAGGGCUGGGCCCAGAAGAUUACCGGGGGGGCGAAAUAACCAUACUUGAGCGAUGGGAUCAGUGGGCUGCGGGAGGGGGGUUUGUGUAAAGGUACUGGGUGGAAACUGUCAUAUCGGGAUGAAUCGGUCUUAUGAGCGCGGGGAUGGGGGAGUCUGGUUAUUCCGUGUCUGCGAUAGCCGGGAUAAAUUGAAUGCGUUUUCUACUCUACUCCGCUUACUAUAAGUCUGCGUCUUCUGCUUUUGAAUCUGCCACACUAAGAAUACCUAAGCGCUGUGUAUCGGAUACUCAUACCAAGAGCAUGACUAGUUUCGGGGGUCAUAUGCACGUUUCCUUCCCGUCAUGCAAGUCCCCGUAGCCCCUUUCCACCGCUCCUGGGACGAGACUUGUUUGCUCCCCACCUCGAAGUCCCCCCUUGGGUUAUCUACAGCACAAUUUCCACCCAGUCUCCAGGAAAGCUUCUGCUGCAACCAACCAGCCUGUAGCGAUGAAACAAGCAAGCAA